AUGGCGGCUAAGUACGGCCUAAUGCUACAUCAGAUGGACGUCAAGACAGCGUUUCUUAACGGCUCCCUCAACGAAGACAUCUACAUGGACCAGCCGGACGGAUACCUGGAUACAACACAGCCGGACUAUGUGUGCAAGCUAAAGAGAUCACUCUACGGCUUGAAGCAAUCGCCUCGCAUGUGGAACCAAACAAUCGAUGGGUUCAUGAUCAAGAUGGGAUUCAAGAAGUGCGAAUCGGACCACUGCAUCUACAUCAAGCGAGACGACCAAGACAUGAUUCUCGUGGUGCUCUACGUCGAUGAUCUCAUCCUGGCCAGCAGCAACAACGAACUCCUCAAGUCAACCAAGAUAGCGCUGAGCAAACGCUUCGAAAUGACGGAUCUCGGUGAGCUCGAUUACUUUCUCGGCAUGGAGAUCAAGAACGACCGUAAGACGGGAAUGGUGACUGUACAACAAACCAAGUUUCUCAAGUCCGUGUUAACCAAGUUCGGAAUGGAUAACAGCAAGCCAGUGAAGACGCCUCAAGAUCCCGGCCUGAAGCUAACCAAGAACAUGUGUGAACAAGAAUGCAAGCACGAAGACACCAUGUGCAACGUGCCAUAUCGAAGUGCUGUCGGAGGCAUCAUGUAUCUCAUGGUCGCCACACGUCCGGAUCUAGCUGCUGCAGUGGGAUCAUUAUCCCAGUUCUCGUCCGACCCAUGCCCGACUCACUGGCAAGCUUUGAAGCGUGUGCUGAGAUACCUGCAAGCAACGCCCAAUCAUGGUCUUGAGUUUACACGUGAAGAAGGAAGCCGUAUCUGCGGGUACACCGACGCAGACUGGGCCGGCGACAUUGAGUCAAGACGAAGUACAAGCGGCUAUGUGUUCAUGAUGAGCGGAGGAUGCAUCAGCUGGAAAAGCCAGAAACAACGGACGGUCGCGCUAUCUUCAACAGAAGCAGAAUACAUGGCGCUUUCCGAAGCAACCAAAGAAGCAGUAUGGCUCAAAGUGCUUUUGGGGGAACUUGGUGAGAUGACAAGCGACGAAGCGAUCAAGAUAUAUGAAGACAACCAAGGAUCAAUCGCUCUCGCCAAGAACCCGGAGUUCCAUAAGAGAACGAAACACAUCGACAUACGCUACCAUUUUGUACGUGAGAAGGUGGAAUCAGGUGAAGUCGUUUUGGAGUAUUGCCCGACUCAAGAUAUGCUGGCAGACAUGAUGACCAAUCCGAUCGCCGCUGUACAAUUUGAAAACAUUCGCGAUCGACUUGGGAUCCAAGGUGCCGCAGCUAACGAGUCGAGAGGGAGUGUUGAAAAGACAGCGGCUGUGAAGAAGACACCUCGUCAAGCUGCGUCAAGUGUUGAAGCAAGUGGAAGACCAAGCUUCGCUAUACCGGUGGGUACCGGUAUGUACCAGUAA
Messenger RNA from Peronospora matthiolae, 1398 nucleotides. Lineage: Eukaryota; Oomycota; Peronosporomycetes; Peronosporales; Peronosporaceae. The record is from the annotation of a GenBank genome assembly.